AAAUUAAUGAUCAUGAGCUCGUAUUUGAUGGACUCUAACUACAUCGAUCCGAAAUUUCCUCCUUGCGAGGAAUAUUCACAAAAUAGCUAUAUCCCUGAACACAGUCCUGAAUAUUACAGCCGCACGAGGGACACCAGCUACCAGCAUCACCACCAGGACUUGUAUCCACCGCGAGUGACCUACCAGGAGCGCCAGUAUAAUUGUGCAAGCAUUCCCGAGCCUGAGCCCCAACGAGGGCAUGGACUCACUCACUCGGGAAACCUGCUCGCGGGGAAGGCACAGGCAGCUCCACAUGAGCCCCCACCACCUUUACCCACGUCCCCCUCAACCCCACCGAACGCGCCGCCCGCCUGCAUUCAAGCUGCCCCAGAGCUGCCCACCAGCACAGCCGCGACUAAGCAGCCCGUGGUCUAUCCCUGGAUGAAGAAAAUUCACGUCAGUACCGUGAACCCCAAUUACAAUGGAGCAGAGCCCAAGCGGUCCCGGACUGCUUACACUCGGCAGCAGGUUUUAGAAUUGGAGAAGGAGUUCCACUAUAACCGCUACCUUACUCGGCGAAGACGCAUCGAGAUCGCCCAUUCUUUGGUGCUCUCUGAGCGGCAGAUCAAAAUUUGGUUUCAGAAUCGCAGGAUGAAGUGGAAAAAAGACCACCGACUACCCAACACCAAAGUUCGAUCCUCCACCACCUCCUCAGCUGCAAGCUCAGGAGCCAAUACAGUCACCACAGCCAGCAAUGUGGCGGCUACAGUUGGCUCCAAUACCGCGGUGGUCUCGGAUGAACAUUCACGGGUGUCUAGGGUCGACCGAGACCAGGAUAUUACAAGAUUAUAG
Chanos chanos (milkfish) is the source of this 831-nucleotide messenger RNA. RefSeq names its product homeobox protein Hox-C4a-like. Gene Ontology annotation, molecular function: RNA polymerase II cis-regulatory region sequence-specific DNA binding; DNA-binding transcription factor activity, RNA polymerase II-specific. Gene Ontology annotation, biological process: anterior/posterior pattern specification; positive regulation of transcription by RNA polymerase II; embryonic skeletal system morphogenesis. Gene Ontology annotation, cellular component: nucleoplasm; nucleus. The record is from RefSeq and is a predicted model, not a curated record. Lineage: Eukaryota; Metazoa; Chordata; Actinopteri; Gonorynchiformes; Chanidae. The transcript is spliced from 2 exons. Bases 7 to 831 code for a protein of 274 amino acids.